Messenger RNA from Ceratotherium simum simum (southern white rhinoceros), 546 nucleotides. The record is from RefSeq and is a predicted model, not a curated record. NCBI's taxonomy places the organism in Eukaryota, Metazoa, Chordata, Mammalia, Perissodactyla, Rhinocerotidae.
AUAGGAGCUGGCCAGCCUGGGCCACAUGGGCACUCUGGUCCCAGCACCAGCCGCUGACCAGCGCGUGUGUGUCUGCAGCCUGCUGCGGCAGUGUGUGGUGAUGGGGGCCACCCCCGCGGGCCGCCGCCUGCACAUGUCCUCCCGGAGGGCUGACAGCAGCAGAGCCUGGCUCACGCGCGUGCAUCGGCAGGCCUAUGCACGCCUCUAUCCUGUGCUCCUGGUCAAGCAGGACGGCUCCACCAUCCACAUCCGAUACCGGGAGCCUCGACGGAUGCUGGUGGAGAACAGGAAGCGUGAGCACAUCCCAGUGCCCUCCCUCCCUGCAGAUGCCUCUGGACUUGGAUGCCCUGUCCCCAGCGGAGAGGCGGGCGAGGUUCCGGAAACAGAAGGCCCAGCUCAGAGAGGAGGAGGAGCAGCCAGAGCUUGCUGAUGACUUUGACGUGGAGCGGUACAAGCGGUUUUGGACCAAAAAGUGACCGUGCCUGCAAGCUGCCCAGGCCUGGGACACUGUGGGGGACGUGUCUUUAAAUCAUGUGUUCAUGAAGC